Messenger RNA from Dovyalis caffra, 303 nucleotides. The record is from the annotation of a GenBank genome assembly. Lineage: Eukaryota; Viridiplantae; Streptophyta; Magnoliopsida; Malpighiales; Salicaceae.
AUGAGAGCAACAUUGAUAGACACCCACAACAGCAACCACUACAACUUAAUGGAAGGAGUAGAUAAAAAGAAGAAAGCUAAUGAUCAGCAGGAAAUUUCAUCUAGCAACCUCAUCUCACAUGAGAAAAUGAGUGAUAAAGAGGAGGGGUGGAGUGGGGAGGGGAGAGGUCUUAAAAUGGUGGUUGUGAGGCAGGAAAUGAAAAGGCUUAGUUGGGUGUGGGACCUUAUGAGGUUGCAAGCCAAUUUACCUCAAACACAGCUUGUCACAACUAUCACGAAUAGCAUUGGACCACAGCAUCACUAA